AUGGAGGUGGACCUCACAGUGCUGUACCCUCCAGACUUGGUCUUAGAGGAUUUGCACCAGCUGCCAAGGGUGUCCUCUGUCCAGAUGGUCUUCCCACACAAGGUGGUGUCCAUCACUCUGAUGGUCCAGAUCAAUGGGAUUCCUCUUCAUUUUCAGCUGGACACAGAGUCCUUGACUACUAUUAUUGAUGACGACUCUCGCUGCCACUUGGGUGGUCUGACGCUCCAUCCAGUUCCUUGCCCCUUGAAGAGCUUUAGUAAUGACAUUAUCUGCAUGCAGGGGUGGUUCCUGGUGCAGGUGCAGUGUCCCUCUCAUGAUCUCACUGCCGGAGUUUUCAUCCUACUGGCCCCUACAGCCACUAAUCUGUUGGGGAUGGAUCUUUUUCAUUCUCUUGUCCUUGAGAUCCGUGAUUUGGCCCCAGCAGUCCAAACUGUGUCCCCUGACACUCUUUUACAGGAGCUUUUCGAUUUCUUCCCCGAUGUCUUCUCUGAUGCUUCUCCGGAGGUGUCCGAUUUAGAAGUGCAUGUCGAACUACUUCCCCUGCCGGUUCCCAAGUUUCACAAGGCUCGUUCAGUGCCUUUAGUUCUGCGAGACGCCCUACACAAGGAACUGAGUCACCUCGAGGAGGCAGGAGUGUGUGUCAUCCUCGAAAAAUUGAAUGGGUCCCUCCACAUAUGUGCCGAUUUUAAGGCCACUGUCAAUGCCCAGUCUAUCAUUGACUCUUACCCUAUCCCAAAGGCUGAUGAUAUUCUGUCCAAGUUGGCAGGUGGAAAGAUCUUUGCCAAGAUUGAUCUUAGGGAAGCAUACCUCCAACUGCUGGUCAACGCUCCCUUUCAAGAGGUCCUCGUCAUCAGUACUCCCUUUGCGCUCUUCUGGUACAACCACCUGCCCUUUGGGAUCGCCAGCACUCCAGCCAUCUUGCAACACUUUAGCAAUCUGAGAAUCUUCGAUGACAUUUUGAGGUUGUGCUGGCUGCAGGGUUGCAGUGCAACAGGGCCAAAUGUCAAUUUUUGUGCCACAAGGCUAACUGAUGAAGAAAUAGCAGAACUUUUGACAGUGGAAGAUUCAAAUGCUUUUGAAUUUGAACUGUCUGAAAAAGAAGAUGAGCUUGAUAUAGCUGUCAGAUUGUAA
Schistocerca nitens (vagrant locust) is the source of this 1131-nucleotide messenger RNA. RefSeq lists its product as uncharacterized. Lineage: Eukaryota; Metazoa; Arthropoda; Insecta; Orthoptera; Acrididae. The record is from RefSeq and is a predicted model, not a curated record. The transcript is spliced from 2 exons. The coding region runs from base 1 to 1131 and encodes 376 amino acids.